Messenger RNA from Mercenaria mercenaria, 1467 nucleotides. RefSeq names its product fibropellin-1-like. Gene Ontology annotation, molecular function: calcium ion binding; protein binding. The transcript has 12 exons. The coding region runs from base 1 to 1467 and encodes 488 amino acids. The record is from RefSeq and is a predicted model, not a curated record. NCBI's taxonomy places the organism in Eukaryota, Metazoa, Mollusca, Bivalvia, Venerida, Veneridae.
AUGGAUUACUAUGUUAACGAAUGUGCCAGUAACCCGUGUCAGAAUGGCGCCGCGUGCUCUAACGGAAGGAACGAGUACACGUGUACAUGUGCUGCUGGAUGGACGGGAACUAACUGUGAUGUUGACAUCAACGAAUGCGCAAGUAAUCCGUGCCAGAAUGGAGCCACGUGCCACAAUCAGCAGAACAUGUACACGUGCGAGUGUGCAGGAGGCUGGACGGGCACACACUGUGAACAAGAUAUUGACGAGUGUGCGAGCAACCCGUGCCAGAACGGUGCAGCAUGUGCUAAUGAACAGAAUCGUUACACAUGCACGUGCACGGGAGGGUGGACAGGCACUGACUGUGAUAUAGAUGUAAAUGAAUGCGCGAGCAACCCAUGCGAAAAUGGAGCCACGUGUAACAAUGAACAGAAUCAGUACUCGUGUACAUGUGCUGGUGGUUGGCAAGGAUAUAACUGUGACCAAGAUAUUGACGAGUGCUUGAGCAGCCCGUGCCAGAAUGGAGCCACGUGUAACAAUCUACAGAACCAGUACACGUGCACAUGCGCUGGAGGCUGGCAAGGAUACAACUGUGAUAUUGACAUAAAUGAAUGCGCGAGCAAUCCAUGCCAAAAUGGAGCCACGUGUCACAACAACCUGAACAAUUACACGUGUACAUGUGUCGCUGGAUGGCAAGGCUAUGACUGUGAUACAGACAUUGACGAAUGUGCGAGCAACCCAUGCGCUAAUGGAGCCACGUGCAACAACCUGCUUGACCUUUACACGUGCGACUGUGCUGGAGGUUGGCAGGGAUACGACUGCGAUGUUGUGAUUGGAUCACCGAUGGAUGGUCAGUGGGGACAAUGGGAAGCAUGGCAAGGCUGUUCAGUGACCUGUGGCACAGGAAGACAGCGCCGGUACCGAGCCUGCGAUGAUCCACCACCGGACUAUGGCGGUCAGCCCUGCGUUGGUGAUUCUUUUGAUGAGAAUGUAUGCACUGGACUAGGAACGUGUGCAGCUCCGGUCGAUGGAAAUUGGGGUGCGUGGUCAGCACUGUCUCCGUGCACUGCCACAUGCGGUACAGGAUAUGCAACAAAAGCGAGAACUUGUGACAAUCCUGCUCCAAGCAAUGGCGGAAAAGUGUGUUCCGGUGAUACUAUGGUCGUGGAACAGUGCACGGUUUCUGCGUGUCCAGCUGCAGUGCCUGGAAACGGAACAGGAUCGUCGAGCUAUGGGGCCGCUUACACGAGUGUAUGCCCAGCCGGCUACUUUACGUGCUUUUCUGGGACAAUUACGUGCAUACAGGAAGUAUUUAGGUGCGACUGUUUUGCUGACUGCGAUGACUCAAGUGAUGAAAAUGAACAUUGGGCAGGGUGUGAUCCCGCCAUCUUGCAGCUGUGUGAUGACGCUCCAGGUAUACACAAGGGAUUCUUUAUGGCAGCAAGUCUCGUUCUGUUGCAGGCAGUGUUUAAAUGGUUGAUAAAUUAA